Wyeomyia smithii (pitcher-plant mosquito) is the source of this 675-nucleotide messenger RNA. RefSeq lists its product as uncharacterized. The transcript has a single exon. NCBI's taxonomy places the organism in Eukaryota, Metazoa, Arthropoda, Insecta, Diptera, Culicidae. Gene Ontology annotation, molecular function: nucleic acid binding. The coding region runs from base 1 to 675 and encodes 224 amino acids. The record is from RefSeq and is a predicted model, not a curated record.
AUGUUAUCCAAUCCUAGAGAAGUCGAGAAAAUUAGUCAAGCUUGUGUCAAUGAAGAGAUCGUUUGGCACCUGAACCCGCCAAAAGCACCACACUUUGGAGGGCUCUGGGAGGCAGCCGUAAAGGUUGCCAAAUCUCAACUAUAUCGACAGGUUGGUGGAUCCCGUUUGUCCUACGAGGAUAUGUCUACAGUCCUGGCCGAAAUCGAAGCUGCAAUGAAUUCGCGGCCAAUCGUUCCAAUGUCUGAAGACCCGAAUGACUGCACAGCACUCACACCUGCUCAUUUCCUAAUUGGAACAAGCAUGCAUGCAGAACCCGAUCCUGACUUAAGCGAAAUCCCAUUCACUCGUCUCGACCACUAUCAACGAUUGCAGCAGUUGUUUCAACAAUUUUGGCACCACUGGAGGACGGAGUACCUCCAAGAGCUCCAACGGGAUACCUGCGGACACCGCCCUAAUACUGAGAUUCGACCUGGUAGAUUGGCAGUAAUAGUAGAUGACUUCCAGCAUCCUGUUCGUUGGCCUAUCGCCCGCAUCAUUGCAGUGCAUCCUGGAAAGGACAAUCUUGUACGCGUUGUCACACUGCGAACACCAAAGGGAGACUUCACGAGACCCAUAACGAAGAUAUGUUUACUACCAGAUGAGACUCCGGCACAGCUUCCAGUAAAUGAAAAAUAG